Molecule: messenger RNA, 1380 nt
Organism: Dissoconium aciculare CBS 342.82
Lineage: Eukaryota; Fungi; Ascomycota; Dothideomycetes; Mycosphaerellales; Dissoconiaceae
Product: Ribokinase-like protein
Exons: 4
Coding region: 79-1185 (368 amino acids)
Biological process (GO): pyridoxal 5'-phosphate salvage
Cellular component (GO): cytosol
Molecular function (GO): pyridoxal kinase activity
Source: RefSeq, a predicted model, not a curated record
GUUUGACACUCCUCGUGAUUUCAAUUUGCAGGUGCUUCACGAGCCAAUUUCGCUCGAGCAAGUAUUUGCUUUCACAUUAUGGCUGACGUCUCGUCGGUUCGCGUCCUAGCUAUAGCCAGCCAUGUCACUUCCGGCUAUGUGGGUAACACCAUGGCCACGUUCUGCUUGCAGACAUUGGGUUGUGAAGUUUCGGCGAUCCACACAGUCAAUUACAGCAACCAUGUGGCCUACAGACGCUUCAAAGGGCGAAAGUCAACGUCUGAAGAAGUAGCGGAGCUCUAUGCUGGCCUCAAAGAGACUGGUCUGGCCAACUUCGAAGUGAUGCUCUCAGGCUAUUGUCCAUCCGCGAGCGUGGUGGAAGAAGUGGGCAAGAUCGCGAGAGACGUUAAGCUGAGAGCCAAUACUAGACCCGGAUCAUUCUUCUGGGCUUUGGAUCCGGUCAUGGGUGACAAUGGCCGCCUUUAUGUCCCCGAGGAGACCGUGCCGAUCUACAAAGGCCUUAUUCGAGACGCGGAUCUCAUUCUUCCGAAUCAAUUCGAAGCGGAGCUGCUCUCGGAGGUGAAGAUCCAUGACCUAACGAGCAUUUCCGAGGCCAUCACAAAACUGCAUCAGGAAUAUAACGUCCCUCACGUUAUCAUCACGUCAGUCCGCUUAUCGUCUGAUGGAUCCACGGCCACGUCGUCUCAAGACUCCGCACAGCCAGUCGCGACACUUUCGGUCGUGGGCUCCACAGCGACUACAGAUUUCAAACCGCGACUGUUUCAGAUCACUGUCCCAGCCUUCCCCAUCAUGUUUUCCGGCACGGGAGAUAUGUUUGCAGCGCUGGUCGUUGCGCGCCUGAGACAGACCGUUGACCAGGCAGGUGUUCUCGAUCAGGCCCAGUGGCGAAGCCCAGACGAGGUGGCAGCCUCUGACCUCCCGCUGGCUAGGGCGACGGAGAAAGCUCUGGCGAGCAUGAACGCGGUGCUCGAAAACACGGCAGCUCACUAUGCAGCAGUAGCUGCAUCUUUGGAGAGCGAUCCCUUGAUGGCUUUACCAGAGGACUCGCCGGAGGAGGCGAUCGCGACGAACAACAUGCAACGCCAUUUACGUCUCACUCACGCUGCUGAAGUCAGAGUCGUGCAGAAUACAGAAGCACUGAGAAACCCGCCUCAUCCGGAAGAUUUUCGAGCGCAUUCACUAUAGAACAUGGACCUAGAGAGACAAAUAUACUUUGUCGCCGAAAUAAACGUGCCGCUCGUUGAUCGUUGAACAUUGGGGGAAUCAUAUCCAGAGCAUCAUGUAAAAUGUGUGUUGUGAAGUCAUUCAUUCGUGUGACGAAGACAAAACCCCAAAUGGAGAAAACGCUAUGCGUUCCGUGCCCAGUAGCACCCACAUGCC